Sphaeroforma arctica JP610 is the source of this 1332-nucleotide messenger RNA. RefSeq lists its product as hypothetical. The record is from RefSeq and is a predicted model, not a curated record. Lineage: Eukaryota; Ichthyosporea; Ichthyophonida. The transcript has 2 exons. Bases 1 to 1332 code for a protein of 443 amino acids.
AUGAAUCGUCUGGAUCUAGUACGAGCUAUAAUUUCUGCAGAUCGAAACAUCUGCAUUGAUGACAUUGAUCAAGAGCUCUCACCGGAAAUGUUCAAACUCCUCUUUGAAAACGUUUCGAUUUGCAGACAUACGGAUUUCUCCGCGGCUGAGUUGUUGGUCCGAGAAGCACGACAUCACCACUGGUUAAAUGUAGACCUGAUCAUGCCGACACUGGACGAGGACGAUGCGAUCAAAAUUUUCACCGAUUAUCUGGACGAGUUUUUCUUUCGAUCAUCCGCGGCCGGCGUUGUACGGUCGUUUUUACGUACGCGACCAAUGACCAGGUAUGCACACACAUUAUGUACGGAAAACUUUGCGUCUACGACAAACGAUAUACGCUCGGUCAUUAUCAAUUAUCUCGAUAUGAGAGACGAUGACGUCACCGAAUUAAUACAUAGUAGUUUGAAUACUGUGAAUAUACACAUGAUACAAAGUCUCAUAUCACACCCCGACUUUGAUCUUGUGCAUGAUCGCAAAGCACUUGCGGAACGAGCUUACAAGGAAGGGAAUGCUCCGCUGGCUAUGAUUAUUGCCGGUAAAAAACGGGGGUUCGAUGUGGAUGAUUAUAUCAAUGAAAAUGAUAUUCAAAACAUGACAGUUAUAGCCGUUGCCACCAACAAUGUGCCGCUAUUCAACGCGUCCCUAUCGGCUACCGACGAUUUUGGAGAAAUAGAAUCAUCCCUAUUCAAGCACGGCACGGCCGAAAUGUUGGAAGCUUUUCUAGCCCACCCACUCACCACCGAAUACGAACUAACCCUGGACGGCUUUUUUGAUCAAGCAGACCUGGUUCCAGUUCUCAUGCGCAACGUACCAGACUUACUAUCCGUCGUAAGCCAUGUCCUGGUUAGCAACAACGCGCGUGUUCUGCAACUGGUGGCGCCACAUUUAGGUCUGUGUGACUUUGACGACCUCCUAGACGCCUAUUUAAACGGGACGCUUGAAGCGGCUCAAAUUAUACUUCCACAUCUGGCCGUGGACGACGACAGUCUACAAGAAGCCGUGUUCGACGCUUGCCGUUUCAAUCAGACGUCGCGCGUGGCUCUGUUUUUAGAACAUUCACCAGAGUUCGACUACGGAUACAACGACAACGCGCUGCUGGAACUUGCGAUUGAUUUGAACAAUUUCCCACUAGCCAUGUUGCUGAUGCAAAAUGAAAGAAAUAACAAAAGGUCCUAUCGUCUUAGAAGAGAGUUCGGUAACGUUGGCGUUUCGAUUUAUAAUGUUAACGUAAUCGCCAACUUUGAACUGAACAAUGUUCUUAGUGUUAUUCCAUCGGUCAUACGCUUUAAGUAG